AUGGCUUCCAUUUUCGAGCAGCCCGGAAACGGCACUCUCUUCCUUGGCGGGCAGAAAGUGUCGGGCUCCGACAUUCGCGAUCAAAAUGUCAUCGCUACCCAGAUGAUCGCAAAUGUAGUCAAGAGCUCGUUCGGUCCCAGCGGCCUGGACAAAAUGAUGGUUGACGACAUUGGUGAUGUCACGGUCACCAACGACGGCGCUACCAUCCUCAGUCUCCUCGACGUCGAACACCCCGCAGGAAAGAUUCUCGUCGAUCUUGCUCACCAACAAGACAAAGAAGUUGGAGAUGGCACAACAUCGGUCGUCCUGAUCGCUGCAGAGCUCCUCAGGAGAGGAAACGAGUUGAUGAAAAACCGUAUCCACCCGACUACCAUCAUUACGGGCUACCGCUUGGCCCUUCGCGAGGCGGUCAAAUACAUGAAUGAACAUGUCAGCAUCAAGGUUGAGAACUUGGGCCGGGAGUCGUUGUUGAACAUUGCCAAGACCUCGAUGUCCAGCAAGAUCAUCGGUGCCGAUUCCGAUUUCUUUGCCAACAUGGUUGUCGACGCCAUGCAGGCAGUCAAGACGACAAAUAACAAGAACGAAUCCAAGUACCCCGUCAAGGCCGUCAACAUUCUCAAGGCCCAUGGAAAGGGUUCGCUGGAGUCGGUUUUGGUCAAGGGAUACGCUCUCAACUGCACAGUGGCCUCUCAAGCCAUGACGACACGCGUCCAGGAUGCUAAGAUCGCCUGCUUGGACAUGAACCUCCAAAAGGAACGAAUGAAGCUUGGUGUACAAAUCACAGUGGAUGACCCAGACCAGCUUGAGCAGAUCCGGCAACGGGAAUCGGGAAUGAUAAUCGAAAGGGUGGAGAUGAUUCUCAAGGCGGGGGCGAACGUUGUGCUCACCACCAAGGGCAUCGACGACCUUUGCCUGAAAUUGUUUGUGGAGAAGGGUGCUAUGGCCGUGCGCCGGUGUAAGAAAGAGGACCUUCGUCGUAUCGCGAAGGCGACCGGUGCUACUCUUUUGAGCACGCUCUCCGACCUGAAUGGCGAUGAGAAGUUUGAAGCGUCAUACCUGGGCCAUGCCGAAGAGGUGGUACAAGAGCGCAUCUCCGACGACGAGUGCAUCAUGGUAAAAGGCACUAAGGCGCACUCGUCGGCUUCGAUCAUUCUCCGUGGCCCCAACGACUUUCAGCUUGACGAGAUGGAGCGGUCGGUACACGACAGCUUGUGUGCUGUGAAGAGGACCCUCGAGAGCGGCAGCAUCGUGCCGGGAGGUGGUGCGGUCGAGACGGCGUUACACAUCUACUUGGAGGAGUUUGCGGGCACUGUUGGUUCCCGCGAGCAGCUUGCCAUCGGCGAGUUUGCACAAUCUCUUCUCGUUAUCCCCAAGACGCUAGCGGUGAACGCUGCUAAGGAUGCCUCGGAACUGGUCGCCCAACUCCGGUCUCGGCAUGCGCUUUCGCAGCGCAUCCAGGAAGGCGAAGCGAAUGAGGACGAGAAGACGGUGGCACGCAAGAAGGCGUACAAAAACUAUGGCCUUGACCUCAUGAAGGGCAAGGUGGUGGACGAGAUCAAGGCAGGCGUGGUGGAACCUAGCAUUAGCAAGAUCCGGCAGCUCAAGAGCGCAGUAGAGGCAUGCAUUAGCAUCAUGCGCAUCGAUACCCUGAUCAAGCUGGACCCGGAACCGCAGGCGGAGGACGAUGGCCAUGGCCAUUAG
This is a messenger RNA of Dichotomopilus funicola, 1701 nucleotides long. RefSeq names its product chaperonin Cpn60/TCP-1 family. Gene Ontology annotation, cellular component: chaperonin-containing T-complex. NCBI's taxonomy places the organism in Eukaryota, Fungi, Ascomycota, Sordariomycetes, Sordariales, Chaetomiaceae. The record is from RefSeq and is a predicted model, not a curated record. Gene Ontology annotation, molecular function: ATP-dependent protein folding chaperone; ATP hydrolysis activity; ATP binding. The transcript has 3 exons. Bases 1 to 1701 code for a protein of 566 amino acids. Gene Ontology annotation, biological process: protein folding.